Molecule: messenger RNA, 1303 nt
Organism: Ceratitis capitata (Mediterranean fruit fly)
Lineage: Eukaryota; Metazoa; Arthropoda; Insecta; Diptera; Tephritidae
Gene: mRpL33
Product: 39S ribosomal protein L33, mitochondrial
Exons: 5
Coding region: 107-301 (64 amino acids)
Biological process (GO): translation
Cellular component (GO): mitochondrion
Source: RefSeq, a predicted model, not a curated record
AUGCCACAGCUGAUUUUGACUGUUGGAAAUUUAUUUGCGGCAUAAUUGCACAAUUUCUAGUUAUCAAUAGAAUUUUUUAAUACUUUUUAAUCGAAAUUACUUUAAAAUGCGUCUCACUGAGGUGUUAUUUAAGAAAGUGAAAAGCAAGCGGAUCAUGGUGCUAAUGGAGAGCGCUGUUAGUGGUCAUCAGUUUAAUAUGUUCCGCGAACGUUUGGCUGACAAAUUGGAACUGAUACGUUUCGAUCCAUACAUACAAAAGGAGUGCAUAUAUCGUGAACGUAAAAGGAUACGCAGCGCUUAGUAAAAUACAUAAAUACGGCUCUUAAACUGUAACCACAAAGCUCUAGAUAUUAUAUGAAACUAAUUAAUGGGAAGCAGUGAAUAACCUUUAAUUGGCAUCUUAAGUCUGCUGAAAUUGAAAAGUGAAUUUCAAGACUUCAAGUUGAAUUGAUUUUGAAUCGAAAAAUUGGUGUACUCGGUUGCUAUGAUGAAGAAUAUAAACCGUUUAGCUUUACACCAUACAUCAAAGUCGAAUUGGAGACACGCAAGCAAUUCAAUUAAUAUAUAUGUAUAUACAUGUAUAUACAUAUAAAUAAAUAAGUCAAACAUAGAGUGCAGUUAAUUGUAGUGAAAAAAUAGUAGCGGCAAAAAGUGUGUAAUAAAUAAUAAUUAAGUGAGCAGAUAAGCAAAGCGAGGAAAGAAAAAAUUAAAAUAAAUAAACAGAAUUAAAUAAAAAAAUUUAAAAAUUGUAAUUUAAAAAAAUAAUAAAAAACAAUAAAUAAAAGCAAAAUCCCACCAAUUAAAUUCCGAUAAAAGUAAAAGUUGCAAAAAACGUGCAGGAAAACGUUUGAAAUUGUUUUUAUUUGGAAAUUAAGAUACAAUCGGAAGUUAAAAAAAUUAUAAAAUAAAGAAAAUUUAAUAAAAUUAAUCAAGUGAGAAAAUAAGAAAAUAAAAAAUUGAGGCAAUAAUUGUGAACCGAGACUAAAAAAAAAAUUUUUUAAAAAGUUUCAAAUUAAAAAUUGGAUUUAUUGUAAUCGCCAGCUCACUUCUUUAUCUGUGUAUGUGUGCGCGUGUGUUCCUUAACGCCGGCUCAACGCCUCAAUUUGUUGUUUGUUUGAUAGCUUGUCGGCUGAUAACUGGCAGCGCUUACGGCUAAACCGACAGCUGAUGAUGACAACCAAUCAUAACACCAACAACAGCAAAGUGAAAUUUAAUUAUAAUUAAAAAUAGAGAGAAAGACGUAAGAUUUUUAGAGCGAAAAGCCAGUAAAAGAAUGAAAAAUAGCGCAAAAAGUGGCAAAAAA